AUGGGGAGGGUGUUUGUGGUUGAGCUUGAUGGAAGGUCUUAUAGAUGCAAGUUUUGUAGAACUCACUUGGCUCUCCCUGAUGAUCUUGUUUCCAGCUCCUUCCAUUGUCGCCGGGGGAAAGCCUAUCUCUUCAAUGACGCGGUGAAUAUAACAGUUAGAGCCCUAGAAGAGAGGCUGAUGCUUUCCGGAAUGCAUACCGUGGCUGAUAUAUUUUGCUGCUGCUGCGGACAAAUUGUUGGCUGGAAAUAUGAGGCAGCAUAUGAGAAGAGUCAAAAGUACAAAGAAGGAAAAUUUGUUCUCGAGCGGGGGAGGAUUGUUGAUGAAAUCGAUUGCGCAUCAGAAGUAUACAUCGAUACUUGUCCUAGUAUGAGUGACGGCGAAGAUGCUUAGAAUGUUGUAACUUGUAGCCACUGUAUCUGAAGCAAGAUCUAAUAAGGGAAGGAGUAAAUUUUGUAGAUUAUAUAAAGAAAUAAUGCAAUGAUUGCCAUGUAAGAUUAGGUGUUGUAACUUGAUUCCAAUGAGUACUUCAAUUAUGAUACAAGUUGCAUAUUUUCUCAGUGAUUA
Molecule: messenger RNA, 564 nt
Organism: Hibiscus syriacus
Lineage: Eukaryota; Viridiplantae; Streptophyta; Magnoliopsida; Malvales; Malvaceae
Product: protein yippee-like At5g53940
Exons: 5
Coding region: 1-390 (129 amino acids)
Cellular component (GO): ubiquitin ligase complex
Source: RefSeq, a predicted model, not a curated record